CUCAAAUUAUUUUUAUCGUAAUGCUUGCAUUUAGAAUACUUUAUCUGUACAUAUGCGUUGUGAUUUUAGUUGGACUAAUAACAAGUUAUAGGCCAUAUGCCGUUCUCGUUUGGAUGUGAAGGCAUAUAUAGGGGCGCAGCAAAUCAGAAAUGGGUCAAAAAGAGUCAAGAAGAGCAUCAUCGUUAGAACGAUCAGCUGCAGAGAAACCUCACACGCAUCCAUCGCCAAAAGAAACGCCAAAUACAAAGGUCGACGUAACGGGUAUCGAUGAACACAGUUUGCCAAGCACAUCAACUUUGACAAUCGACCUUUUGAAGAAAAAUGAGAACUUUACUACUCGCCUUGUCGUCGCCGUCGCCGUCGCCGAUACACAGGUACCUGUAAUGGAGAAGGCGAUAGAUAAGACCACGCCUCUUCUAGUGAUUGCAAUAGAUAUAGGAUCGUAUGCAAGCGGGUAUGCCUGGCUUUGGAAAUGGGAAUACGAAAAAACGCCUUUAGCAGUACAAACAAAUCCCAACUGGCAGCAUGGAUCACGUGUUUUACAGAAAACACUGACAGCUCUUCUAUUAAAGCCAGAUAAGACUAUUGCCGCCUUUGGCUACGUAGCCAUAGAAAAGUUGUGUACACUUGAGCAAAAUCAUGAAGACCACGAAGACUGGUAUUUUUUCCAAGGCUUCAAGAUGACGUUGCAUAGAAAAAAAGAAUGUGUAGAUUUCAACCAAACAAUCGAAGAUUACAAAGGAAGACAUCUACCUGCGUCAUUUGUUUUUGGAUGUGUGAUUAAAUAUUUCAAAGACCAUGCGGUACGUCAUUUUAAAGUAAAUAACGUUGAUUACCUUGAUGCGGAAACGAAAUGGGUUGUCACGAUCCCAGCUAUUUGGACUGACUCAGCCAAGAGUAUAAUGAGAGAAGCGGCAAGACAGGCGAACAUAAGAGACAGCAAUCUAACAAUAGCACUAGAACCGGAAUGCGCAGCAAUCUACUGUCAAAAACUUCCACGCGGUCAGUUCCUUGUCAGUGCAAAUAAUUCAGACAAAAAAUACGCCUUCGAACCUGGAUCCACCGUAAUGGUAGUUGACAUGGGAGGUGGAACAGUUGACAUAACAACGGUGAAGGUGAAUGAUGACCUCAGCCUGAAACAUGUCCACAAGUCUGGAGGUGGAGCGUGGGGAGGCAUGAGGGUUAAUGACGAGGUCUUAAAUAUGAUUAUGGGAGUAUUUGGCCAUGAGGUAUUCGAUAUAUUUCAAGUCAAGAAUAAAAUGGAUUUCAUCGACUUGCAAAUGGACGUUGAAACUCAAAAACGUCAGGUUGGGCCUCAUAACGAACAAGAACAUUUUCGAGUUCAGGUUUCACAAACGCUCGUAUCGCUGUUCAAAAAAAUCAAAGGCGAAAAGGUCCAAGAGGUUCUUCAAGCAAGUGAAUUAUCUUUCACGAAUUCACGACUGUAUAUUCCAAUAAAGAAAGUGUUGGAUUUGUUUAACAAUGUUAUCAAAGACAUAUGCGAGUUUAUCACAGACAUCCUCGAACAAAUGCAAUUGAUACAUGAAGUUACGGCUGUUGUUGUAGUUGGAGGAUUUGCAAAUUCAGAUUACGUGACAAAUGCAAUAAGGGAAGAUCUUGCGAGUCGUCCCAUACCUGUAAUCCGACCAGAUGACGCAGAACUUUCUAUUCUAAAGGGCGCCGUACUGUUUGGUCACAACGAAGCGAUUGUUACAUCACGUAUAAUGCCGCGAACCUAUGGGGUAGCUUGUACAAUGGAAUAUGAUAAGAAAAGACAUAAUAAAGAUUUAACAUUUAGAGACGGAGGAAAAGUGUGGGCUAACACAGUAUUUAGAAAGCACGUUACGAUCGGUCAGUCAGUAAAAUGUGGAGAAUGGAUAGUUGAUAAAGAUUACUAUCCAGCAGAUGCAAAUCAAACAAUUGCAACCAUUUAUAUGUUUUCUUCCGAUAAAACCGAUCCAAACCAUACAACAGAUGAGGGAUGCAUGUUUAUCGGUCAGUUCGAUGUGGAUUUUCCACCAUGUGAUGAAGAAAAAAAAGUCAAUCGAGCGGUUAGUGUGUCCAUGCGAUUUGGAGGCACAGAGAUUGAAGUUAAAGCCACAAACACAACAACAGGAAAAACAUAUUUCAAAUACUUAAAAAUGUGAAAGCGUUUGUGACAGUAUCACUGUUCAUGCAAUACUUAUAGCAAUGUUUUCUACCUUAAAGCGUUUCGUGAGAAUUGUUUAAUGUAAUAAUUGAGUUGUAGUCGGGUGUAUACCCUUUAUUAUACAAAUGAAAUGGGAUGAUACUUACAUUUGCUACAUGUCAUUUCAGUAAUGAAUGGUCGAGAGUUUCAGGAGAGUAUGUUAUCAACGUACUUCUAAUGCGCUGACUACCUUAUCAAGACAUUGACUUGAACAUACACUCACCCAUAUUUACGGAACAGUUUACCUGUUUGCAAAUGAAGAUACUUACCAAAUAUGCACUCAUUCGGGUUAAAACGAAUAUAUUAUCAAAUCAAAUGAUUUGAUGAUUGUGUACCUUUUUCGCAAUAUGAACAAAGAGUGGAGACACACAAUCACUUGUUUACAAAUCGCCAUAUCGGUUGUCACUCGGAUAUAAUCUAACUGCACAAAAAGUCUUACGUUCAACCGGUUUGAACUGCCAUUGUUUUGCUACGAAACUUUUACCUCGGUGACAAAUGUGCUUCCUAUUAAUCAGGCGAAUUCCACUUCACAUACAACUAGUGAAUGUUAACAAAAAUCCUGAUAAUGUGCCAGGAGGUUCUUUAUUUCCAUAUUUCAGUCAUGAUUAAUUAUAUGUGAUAUUACCGUCAAUUUUAUGAAUAUUUUUUCGAAGUUAAUUAGUGUUCCGAAAACGACCGAAGUGUAGAUAAAGCCCCCUCACGUGUGUGGCUUUUUUGUCUUCUUGAUUUUCUCUUUUUCUUAAUGUUUACAAUAAACUAAGAAAAACAAUUAUAAAGUGAUAUUUGGUAGUAAUGUAAAAUCAAUUGUAUUAUGUUUCUCAAUCACUCAAUAACUCAACGUGUAACGUACGUAGGAACCAACGUGUUGGUUGGUGAUGUUAUUAAUAUGACAAGAAUUUAGUACACAUAACAUACAUUUGUUCUGUUGUUUUUUUUAAAUUGUACGAAAACAUUUCCGUAAAGCCUUUGAAUAAACGGUAAAUGGGUUUAAAAUACUGUUAGUUAUACUUAUAUUUGUGAUUCAUUUUAUGUUUCUAAUCAUAUAUAAAUCCUAUCAUGAAACGAUAUAGAUGAUGGAUUUAAUUGCAAUUUUUAAUUAUCCGUUUGUAGGAAUCAUACAGAAAAAAAUACCCCUAAUACACUUAUCGUCUUAACAAUCAUAACAAUUAUUUUAUAUUUUUAAAAGUCAAUGCCUUACAAUUAAAGGCAUAGCGUAGGGUAAAAUGAUUUAAAACUUGAGGGUAAAUUGUUGGGAAAAUCAGUAAUGAACACAGCUCUUUUUCCAAUUGUUGAGAAUUAUUUACAAACAGUAAAACAAAAUUUUCUUUAAAUUUUAAAUAGCUGUAUGAAAAGUUAAGCAAAAUGUACACAAAAGCAACAAGGAUGCAGUUUAAUAACAGACACAUAAAAAGUCACAUAAAGAACGAAAAGUACCGAAAAGCAGGAAAAGGCGGUACAUCGAAGCUCCUAUAUGUGUAUCUGACCAAUAUCCAACGCGGGUGACUUUACACUUUAUUUUAUGUGGCACAAAGCGCGGUUGAAGAAACAUUACUUUAACAUAGUUGAUAAUUGUUUAAGUUGUAUAUCUGUGUGUCACAAACCUCUAAAAAUAGAUUUCUCUGGUCUGAAUUCCACUGUUGAGUAGUUAAAUGCAAAUAUAAUUGAAAUGUUUUCUCUUUUAUUGCUGCUUGCGUUGAAUCGUGAUAAUGUGAGGUUAAUUUUUAUACAAAUUCAUACGUUGUUUUAAUACCUGUGAGCAAAUUGUGUGGUUUUGAGCUCCUUUGAACCAGUUUGUGUGGACCCUGAUUGCAUUUCCCUUCCAAUUUUCAAAAAAUAUUACAUUUAAGCAACAUAUAUACCAUAAUUUAAAAGAAACUUCGGUAUCAAAAUCAUGCAACCACAUUUAUAAAAAGAGAAACUAGAUCUAUCCCUACGAAAAUAAAGAUUUCUCCAAAUUGAUUAGAAUAUGUUAAUUUUAUGUUCAUUAUCUUAUUCAUCAUACUCAUCUCAACCAAGAUGUUUAAGAACAUUACUAAUACAUUUUCUUGUGAUUGUACGUGGUCAAACAAAACUUACAAUACAUUAUGAAUUUGUGUAUAGCGUUUUAACCUCAGACUAUGAAAAGCACCUUUGUUGAUAAUGUUAAUAAUGUACCAAUUUAUAUAAGGUUAUAGUAGUUGAAAACAUACAAUUAUUUUAUUUCGAUUAUGCUGUUGAAACUAUUGUUUAUGUUUGAAACAGAGGAUUAAUUAAAUCUUCUUAAUGCUGCAGCAAUCGGAAAACAAAAUCAAUUUGGUUAUGACGUUAUUUCAGUCUAUAAUUUAUUUUAUCAAAGCUAAUAGUUUAAAACGCCGCCAUCGGGUAAUACACACGUAUUUGUGUAAAGUUCGAAUAGAACAUACAGUACACACUAGCCUUUAGAAAUUUGCUUAUUUAUAAUUAAUGCUAUUUGUUUAAUUUGUGAUUGUUGAUAUUUUACCUUUGAUUUACUUCAUGUAUUUUAAUAUAGUAUAUAUUGUUUAAUAGUAAUUGUGUUAUUUCCUCUAUAUGUGUGUAACUAUUCUAAAUAUAAAUAAAACACAAAUAUAAAUUGUGUUUGAAUAUUAGCAUAUUUACUUUUUAUAAUCUUGAUAAUUUUUUCCACAUUUAAUUUAAAAUCGGUGUCUUUUUAAAAUCCAUACUCUACGCAGAUGUUUAUGCAUUUUUGAUUUAAAACAAUAUGUUUGCCCUUUCCAAAAUUGUCGAAAUUCAUUUUUUAUCUUUCUACAAAGAUAAACACAUUGUGUUUCUAUUUUUGAUUAGUAGAAUAUUAUUACAGAAAAGUGUACCCAAAACAAUAUACAUUUUUGUUUUAAUUUGUAUGUUUUGUUUUAAUUAGGAUGUGGUUAAUUAUUCCACAAUAGUAUACAAAACAAUACAUAUUAUGGUUAAUUAUGUUUUAAUAUACUAUAUAAUCGCAUGAAAAUAAAAAAGUAAAGCGAACAGAGCAUUGGUUUACGGGAUGUAUAUUAUUACAAAACAAAUAUGAACGCAUGUGCAUUUAAUGAGUAAAAAUUAGGAUAAAUAGUAAUCUUUGUUAUUGUAACUGUGAUAAAACAUAAAACGCUAAUAUCAACAGGUAAUACCAGGCUUUUAUUUGUUAUAGCAAACGUUUGUACAAAUGAUGCUUUAAUAUGUGAGAUAUUGUCACUGAAUGGAAAAACUGAAAACGCAUGCUACUUUUCACAUGCUACUUUUCUAGCACACCUUCUGCAAAAAAUGACUGAAUUUUAGUAUCUGAUAAGUAUAUGCACAGACAUAUAGAAUUAAUGAUUUAAUGUUUAAUGUUGCGUAAAUUGUUUUAAUUGUAUUGUUUAUUUGCUUUAAAUAAAAGACGAUGGUAUGCAUACCAA
Dreissena polymorpha is the source of this 5580-nucleotide messenger RNA. Its product is annotated as heat shock 70 kDa protein 12A-like. The coding region runs from base 150 to 2147 and encodes 665 amino acids. The record is from RefSeq and is a predicted model, not a curated record. Gene Ontology annotation, molecular function: ATP-dependent protein folding chaperone; ATP binding. NCBI's taxonomy places the organism in Eukaryota, Metazoa, Mollusca, Bivalvia, Myida, Dreissenidae. The transcript has 11 exons.